Messenger RNA from Ricinus communis (castor bean), 4167 nucleotides. Its product is annotated as transcriptional corepressor LEUNIG_HOMOLOG. Gene Ontology annotation, molecular function: protein binding; transcription corepressor activity. The coding region runs from base 317 to 2686 and encodes 789 amino acids. The record is from RefSeq and is a predicted model, not a curated record. The transcript is spliced from 21 exons. NCBI's taxonomy places the organism in Eukaryota, Viridiplantae, Streptophyta, Magnoliopsida, Malpighiales, Euphorbiaceae.
UGUUAGAAAAAUAAAAUAAAAACAAUAAAAAUCUUUCUUGCAGCUCACUAAUCCCGAUUUUCUUUUUUCUUUUUUUUUUUCUUUUUCAAUUUUACUCGGUAAAGGAGUUGUGUGUUACUGAAAAAAAUCUAGUGUUCUGGAUCGUAAUCGAAGAUUAUUGCGUUAAGUAUUAAAAUUAAUAUUUUUAUUUUGGUGAUAAAUUCAGAGGCAAUGCUUUGAUCACAAUGGAGAUCGCUAUUAUUGUACGGAUUGGAGAUUCUGUGUAAUGCAGGCUUUUUGAUCCAUUUUAAAUUAUUAUAUCCUGAGCUUUGGUUUUAUGUUCUUUUCUGGAGCUGAAGCCAUGGCUCAGAGUAAUUGGGAAGCUGAUAAAAUGCUUGAUGUGUACAUAUAUGAUUAUUUGGUGAAGAAGAAAUUACAUGCUACUGCAAAGUCUUUUAUGACUGAAGGGAAAGUAGCUCCAGAUCCAGUAGCAAUUGAUGCUCCUGGAGGGUUCCUUUUUGAAUGGUGGUCUGUCUUUUGGGACAUUUUUAUUGCAAGGACAAACGAGAAGCAUUCAGAAGCUGCUGCAGCAUAUAUAGAGGCACAACAAUUCAAAGCUAAAGAGCAACAACAGCUGCAAAUACAGCAGUUGCAGCUAAUGCGUCAAGCUCAGUUGCAACGAGGAGGUCCCAAUAAUCCAACUCUUGGUGGUCCAGUAAAUGCUAUUGGUUCUGAAGGAAUGCUUGGGCAAUCAAAUGCCAGCGCAAUGGCAGCAAAAAUGUAUGAAGAAAGAAUGAAACAUUCUAAUCCAAUGGAUUCGGAAACAUCACAGCCUCUCCUUGACUCUCGGAUGCCUCUACUGAAACAGGCAACAAAUCAUCCUGGCCAAUUGGUUCAAGGAAAUUCUGGUAGCAUUAGUGCGGCACUGCAACAAAUCCAGGCACGAACCCAACAGACUACUGACAUCAAGAGUGAAGUGAACUUGGGUGCUGCGCAAAGAUCUUUGCCUAUGGAUCCUUCUUCCAUUUAUGGCCAAGGAAUCAUGCAGUCAAAACCUGGAAUAGGAAAUGCAGGAUUGAACCCUGGAGUCAGCAGUCUUCCAUUAAAGGGGUGGCCCUUGACAGUUAUUGAUCAAAUUCGACCAAGUUUGGGAGCACAAGUUCAAAGGCCUCUUUUGCAUGGUGCAAAUCAAUUUCAGCUUUUGCCACAGCAACAGCAACAGCUUUUGGCCCAGGUUCAAGCACAAGGCAAUCUUGCUAACUCGCCAAUCUAUGGAGAUAUGGAUCCACGAAAGUUUAGAGGAUUGCCUAGAGGCACUUUGCAAGCCAAAGAUGGCCAACCAACUGCAAAUGAUGGAUCUAUUGGUUCUCCAAUGCAAUCUACAUCAUCUAAGAUGAAUGUGCCACAGAUGCAACAGUCAUCCUCUCAACAACAAGAUCCUAUGCAGUCGCAGCAACCGCAGAAUAAUCGGAAAAGGAAAGGUCCUACAUCUUCUGGUCCUGCUAAUAGUACUGGUACAGGAAACACUGUAGGCCCUUCUAAUUCUCAACCAUCAACUCCUUCAACUCAUACUCCUGGUGAGGGAAUUUCUACGGCAGGCAAUGUGCAGCAUGUCAAUAGCAUGCCAAAAGGCAUGAUGAUGUAUGGUACUGAUGGAACAGGAACUCUUGCAUCAUCAACAAACCAAUUGGAAGACAUUGAACAUUUUGGAGACGUAGGCUCCUUGGAUGAUAAUGUUGAAUCUUUUCUCUCACAUGAUGAUGGAGAUGGAAGGGAUUUGUUCAGCACGUUGAAAAGGAAUCCUUCUGAACAUGCAGCAGAAGCUUCCAAGGGUUUCUCCUUCAAUGAAGUUGGCUCUAUACGUAAAAGCAAUGGUAAAGUUGUUUGCUGCCAUUUCUCUACAGAUGGGAAGUUAUUGGCCAGUGCUGGGCAUGACAAGAAGGUUGUUCUUUGGAACAUGGAAACUCUGCAAACAGAAUGCACUCCUGAAGAACACAACCACAUAAUUACUGACGUUCGUUUCAGACCAAGUACAACUCAGUUGGCAACAUCUUCAUUUGAUACAAGUGUUCGACUCUGGGAUGCUGCAGAACCAAGAUAUUCUUUGCAGACAUAUACUGGGCAUACCUCACAUGUAAUGUCUCUUGACUUCCACCCCAAGAAGAAUGACCUUUUCUGCUCGUGUGAUGGUAACAAUGAAAUACGGUUCUGGAACAUCAAUCAGUAUUCUUGCACCCGCAUAUCCAAGGGAGGUAUUGCGCAAGUAAGGUUUCAGCCAAGGAUUGGACAUCUACUAGCUGCAGCAGCAGAGAAUGUUGUAUCCAUCUUUGAUGUUGAGACUGACAGGCAAACGCAUUCGUUACAGGGUCACUCCACUGAGGUACACUCUGUCUGUUGGGAUGUAAAUGGAGAUUACUUAGCCUCUGUCAGUCAAGAGUCUGUCCGAGUCUGGUCACUGGCCUCAGGAGAAUGCAUUCAUGAACUUAGUUCCAGCGGAAAUAAGUUCCAUUCUUGUGUUUUCCACCCAAGCUAUUCCACUCUUUUGGUCAUAGGAGGCUACCAGUCACUGGAACUCUGGAACAUGGCUGAGAACAAGUGUAUGACGAUUCCUGCUCAUGAGUGUGUAAUAUCAGCUUUAGCACAAUCACCGGUUACAGGAAUGGUUGCAUCUGCAAGUCAUGAUAAAUGCGUGAAGAUAUGGAAAUAAGUGAUGCCAGUUAUGAAGUCUUUGUAGCCCCUUAUAUUCUCAGGCUCAUAGUUUCUUAAGAAAGCAGAAAAGUAAAAAGAAAAACAAUAAAGAUGAAAGUCCAUUUAUAUGUUUGAUCUGAAUUCCUUUUAACUUGCAUUAUUUCCUUUGCCUUCAUAUGUAAUAAGGGGCGAUAGGUUCUCUUAGCAGCAGGGUGCAAUUUGAUCGUGUUGUAUCUUGUGAUAAUUAAACAAGAGGUACAUAGAAUGUCCAAGACAUUGGGAGUAUACUUUGUUUUGAGUCGCUUAUAAAGAUGAUGUGAUUUACAAAUAUUUUUGAAAUAUUAGCCUUUUUAAGUACUAGUUAAAACAUUUGUUUAUGUGACAAUUUUAAUGCCACAAUAACUUGAAUGAGAAAUCAUUCUUAGAAUAGCUUUAUUUUUAUGUGAGAAUUAGGAAGUUUUGAACUAGUCUUUUUUUUUUUUUGGGUCUCAUUUACUAUUGUUAAUAUUAAUGGAAGUUAAAAGUUUAUCAUAUUGGGGAGAGCAAGGGGCUGUUUGUGUAAUACAAGCCAUUGGCAAACCUCAUUAUACCUCACAUAUUGCAAUUAUUUUUUGUUCAGAUAAAUUCAAACCCUUAAUAUACUUUGAUUAGGUAAAAGUAUUGCUAUUAUCUAACUAAUAAUAUUUAUAUUUUAUUUUAUUAAUUAAUUAUAUACAUCUACAGACUGAUAAAUAUUCUUCUGAAAAAAAAGAAAUCAAUAAAAUAUGAUAAUCAUGCCUCUUUCCUUCGAGAAGCAAGCGCGGUAUGAAAUGCCUUAUCUAAGUUGGGCUAGGCCCAUUUCAUGACCCAUUUAGUUGUUUCUACUAGACUGAGGAACUUACGAGAAAGAAGGCAGAGUACAGGAGACGAAAGAAAAAAAAAAAUGGCAGCAGGAAGAUUAAGCAACGUGGCGUCACGGAUCAUGGGAGGGAACGGCGUCGUUAGCCGUUCAAUCGGUUCCUCUCUUCGCCUUCGCUCCGGCAUGGGCCUCCCCGUCGGUAAACAUAUCGUCCCUGACAAGCCGCUUCCAGUAAACGAAGAACUAGUUUGGGACAACGGGACUCCGUUUCCUGAACCUUGUAUUGAUCGCAUUGCCGAUACAGUUGGAAAGUAUGAGGCAUUGGCUUGGUUGUGUGGAGGUCUAAGCUUUUUUGCUUCACUUGGGCUUUUAGCUGUGUGGAAUGACAAAGCAUCUAAGAUACCUUAUGUGCCAAAAGUGUAUCCGUAUGACAACCUGCGGGCGGAGCUCGGCGGAGAACCUUAGGUUCAUAUUUGGUGCAAGCAAUGAAUUGUAUCAUUACCAUUUUUCACAUUCGUUUCCUUUUUGGUUCAUCUGGCUGGUUUUGGGAUCCCAAAAAUAAUUACUGUAUGCUUUUGAAAAAGUCUGAUUACUAGAACCUUCUGUAUGACAUUUUCUGUGAGUUGCUUAUGCCAGUUUGGGAAGAUAAAAUUGGUUGUUUA